UUUGACUGAUGUUCCUUUAAUCAGUGUCACAGAGAUGACUGAAUGUUUUAGUAAGCUUCUAGAUGAAGUGGAUGAAUAUGAUCUCAUACAUGAUCUGAUUCUACAGGUACAUGAACAGAGAUGGCCUGUGCAUAAAUAUAUACUUGUUAACAGAUGUGCCAAUUUUCCUAGUCUUCUUGCCAACAAAUCACAAACUUUGAAUGAAAUGGACAUUCCUGUAAUAGAACUAAAUGACCUUCACCCUCAGAUAUUAGAACAGUUACUACAAUUUGUAUACACUGAUACAUGUGAUCUCUUAACUAUUGGUGCUAAAUUUGUGUUGACCGAAGAAUCAGCGAAGCAUGACGAGAUAUUUCAAUUAGACUUGGACAAUUUUGACGGAGAUUCUGACGUAGUGGCGGGAAAUAAAAAACUGUCUGCGUAUCAUGUUGUACAGCAAGGGAAGAAGAAAAAGAAACAUGCAGGAAAAGAAAAUCACGAGGAAAAUCACAGUCAUGAAAGAAAUCCAAUUAAACUUUUGUUGGAUGUUGCGAAAAAGUGGGGAGUGAAAGGACUGGCAAAAAGACUUGGAUGUGUGAGUUAUAAAAAAGGACAGAUUUGCUCAGCUGGUAAAAGCAUACCUAAAACAGCACUCAGGUUUGACAGAAAUAAACUUAGGGACACUAAGUGGGAAUUAUAUGAUGUCAGUAUACAGUCAGAGGAUGAUGUCACCUACCAGUGUCAUAAAUGUAUCCUUGUAGCACGACUUGAGUAUUUUCAUAGUAUGCUGGCAUCAGGAUGGAUGGAGACAUCAUCUAGCACUGCACUGUCUCUUCCAGUACCUGGAGAUAUUUUAGAAAUUCUUCUAGACUUCUUGUAUACAGAUGACUCCCAAGUUGUAAAUUCCACUCAGAAUGUAGAGUUAUUGUGUAACAUUCUGGUUGUAGCUGAUCAGAUGUUGGUGGUCAGACUAAAACAAAUGUGUGAAGCUGCAAUAGCUACCCUCUUGACAUUAAAGAAUGUUGGAGAGUUGUUGGAGUUUUCUACCAUGUAUAAUGCUGAUCAACUGGAGGCUACAUGUAAACAAUAUAUCAUCCUAAACCUACCUGCAUUGUUUGAAGGGAGGUACCUUGAUAAUUUAAGUGAUGAUGUCAUUGAAAGCCUGUCCAAGUAUUAUAAAAAUUCUAUUCCAAACAUGUCUCGCCGAAUGAUUACACCUUAUGAUGAAAGCCCGGAAAAAGCAUAUUUGGAAUACAUAGCAUCUCAGACAAAUGAAGAUUCUGAAAAUAAUGUGACUGGGGCCUCUAUUGAUACCAAAAAGAGUAAAUCUAAAAGAAAGAGAAAUAGAACGAAAAGUUCAACAGAUGAAGUGGAGAAGGAAUCAGACAGGGGUACAAGAAGAAUGUCAGAAAGGUUGUUAUCAGUCAGCUCAGAUGUCAGUAUUAAAUCAGAUGAAGAUUCUGUCAGUCUACAUGAACUAAGCAUAGAUUGUACAGGAGAUGGGAAGAUGUCACCAAGAAGUCCAAUAAGUCCAUGGGAUGGCAGUAAAGUUCAAAAGAGUCCAAAUCUAAAGUCUCCUGUUAUUACAAAGCAUACUGGGAACCAGGGUUUAAAGACUGGCAAGGAACAGAAACAAGCUACAAGUCACCGGUCCCCGGCAGGAUCUGUACAAACACAAGCCAGUAGCCAGGUGUCUGUAAACAAUCAGACUCCAGAGAAAGAAUUUCCAGGGCUGGUUCCUCAGAAAAAUCUGGAUAACAAUAUCAUUACUGGUGUAACCAGCAGUCCUAGUCUGCGUGACAUUAUGCUAGAGGAACAGAGCAAGAUAUCCAGGGAAAAUAGUGGUAGGAAAGCAGGGAAAGUGUCUUGGAAAGAAGUGAAGAAACAACAACAGCAAAAAGUUGCCACUCAACAUAAUACUAUAAACAACAAUAUUGUUAGUGCUAGCACAAAUGGGUCAAAGGUCAAUGAACAAAAUACCUUGCAGGGAAAUAGUGUAAACAACAAAACAGUUGGAGCUGCAUGUCCAUGGGCAUCUCUAAACAAAGUUGUGAGUUCAUUCAGAAACUUGAUGGUUGAGGAUCAACAGGCAACAGUUGAAAAAAGUGCACCAAAGGUUAAAGGUCAACAACAGGUCAAGGGACAACCUAUAGUAAAACCGAGAACAGUUGUCAACAAGCAAGACCAGGUGAAACAUCAGUCACAACAUAGUAAUGUUCUCAGCUGGGGCCUACCACAGAACAGCAAGACAUCAAGAACUUCCAGCACUUCACAGGCAGUUUCAUCUCCAACAGAUAUUGCUCCUCCAAGGAAUGCUUGGGGUGUUGAACCUGCUAGUCCAAGGUCACCUGACAGCAGUUUGAUGGCAUCAGCCAUGGCACAAAGUCCCUCCGACUCUGUGUUUAAGUUCUCAGAUAUAGUCAAGGAUGAGCAGCAGAAAACUGAUGUGUUAACUAAAACAACAAAUAAACCUCUACAUCUUAUUCAGAUUGAAGAGCAAGCUAUCCAGGAUUUAUUGAAGUUUUACAAGGCAGAUGAGAAUGUAGAUGAAAUUAUCACUGUGGAGAGGGUGGUACAAGCAUCUGCCACACCUGUCUGGAAACGUGAAAGAGUACAGUCUUCGUGAGGGUGGGAAAUAGUCGAAGUAGUUUGUUUGAAAGCCUAGGAUAAUAAACUUAAUAAGCCAUGAAUGAUUAUUUUAUGGGAAAUCUGUAUAUUUUUUGAAAAACGUAAGAAGUUCAACAUGCAAUGAAAUAUUUUUUCUAUAAUUUAAAAAGGGAGAGAAAAAAACAAUAUUAAAACAGAAAUGAGCCGUGUCACGACAAAACACAAUGCGUUUGCGACCAGCAUGGAUCCAGACCAGCCUGUGCAUCCGCGCAGUCUGAUCAGGAUCCAUGCUGUUUGCAUACAAACCCUAUAACAAGUAGAGAAACCAAUAGCGAACAGUAUGGAUCCUGAUCAGACCGUGCGGAUGCGCAGGCUGGUCUGGAUCCAUGCUGGUCGCAAACCCAUUAUGUUGGUUUUGUCGUGACACGGCUCAAAUGAUCAUCCUUUGACUUUUAAUGUUACAUGUUCUGGAUCUGGAAGAAGUUGAAAAAAGUGUAUGAAUUACAUCUAAAAUUACAGGAAAAUUGAGAGUAAAAAAUAAAAUUGUUCAAGUUGAGGAAAUGAGAUGGAAUAUAUGUUGCAUCAUAGUUGUCAUUGUAAUAUGUGAAACUUUAUGUACAAAUGUGAAAAAGAAAAUGUGUGAAUAGUCAGUGCUAGGUGUGAAAAGAAGUGCUAAAUUCAUCCAUGUUCACAAUUUAAGAUGUAAUUAUUGCAGAAGUGCACAUUUGGGAUUACAUGUAGUUAAAAUCAGCUUAAAUCAAUUAUUUGUGCAAAUGACAAUGUUUUUACUGUAAAGAUUUCAUUAAUAUCAGCAUGAAUCUGGGGUUAUUUUCUUUUAACAGACAUGUACAAAAUGUAUAUGAACAUAUUUUGUAAAUGAGAACAGAUUUAGAAGUUGAGAAAUUAUUAUAGCUUGACAGUGUUAUUAUGUUUAAUUUUGCUCAAGAUUUGAUAAAGAAAAUCUCAAUUCUUUUUUUUAAUUAUUGGAGAGACUGCUAUAGCUUUGUGCCAAAAUGUGUAUAUUUCUCAGUAUUUGAAGAUAUUGUGUAUAUUUAUCAUUUACCUCUGUAACUUUUCAAUUGAAUCCUUUCAGAUUUUUACAUGUAUAUUAAUCAGCCUCUUCUGCUACAUUUUUAUGUUCCUUUUAAACAGUUUCUACCUUUCACAAACAUUAAUGUAAAUGAGAUGUUCAUUUUUUAAUACUAGAUGUACAAAUCGUAUAUUAAAGUACUAGAUGAAUAUAAUUUUGUCUCCUACAUUUUGUAAAAGUGAUUUAUUUUGGUAUUAUGUACAUAUGGAAUUGUAUCAUAUAAAGUGAAUUACAUGUGGAAAGAGCUUGCUUCACUGAAAGAUUGCAGUUUCAUUUUAAAAUUUUUGUUAGGUCAUCCUAUAUAACUUAAAUUAAAGGUGUUGUUUAAAUGUUAGUCUCAUUGGGGAAACGCAAGUCCAUUGGCUUCAUAUUUCUUGACCACCAUCAGUGAUUGUUCAGAUCUUUAGGGAGAUUACAUUUGUGAAAAACUAGUCAGUUAUCUCCUUAAAGUUUCAUUGUUCAUCCCAUGUAAUCUUCUUGUACCAACAUAUAUUUAAUAAGGGACCGUUUGGACUUUCAUCCACCAAAACAAGUUUAAGAGAUGCCAUAUGACCUCACCAUUGACACCUGAAUUCAAAACCUAGCAAA
Molecule: messenger RNA, 4264 nt
Organism: Ruditapes philippinarum (Manila clam)
Lineage: Eukaryota; Metazoa; Mollusca; Bivalvia; Venerida; Veneridae
Product: inhibitor of Bruton tyrosine kinase-like
Exons: 13
Coding region: 35-2605 (856 amino acids)
Molecular function (GO): protein binding
Source: RefSeq, a predicted model, not a curated record